Molecule: messenger RNA, 1031 nt
Organism: Phragmites australis (common reed)
Lineage: Eukaryota; Viridiplantae; Streptophyta; Magnoliopsida; Poales; Poaceae
Exons: 1
Coding region: 213-464 (83 amino acids)
Source: RefSeq, a predicted model, not a curated record
CCAAGAAUUUUCAAAAGAAGGCGCGAAACCAAGUCACCGCACGGAACCGCCAUGCAACUUCCUCUCUCAUCAGAUCUCAGUGCCUGAUGCAUUAUAUAUACCCACGACCCAUUCUAUCUGAUAGGGAUUAAUCAGUUCAAAGCCAUAGACACUUCUGCAAGGAAGAGGUAGAAGAAAGAGAAGAGAGGCAUCGGAAGGUACCAAGUCCGAUCAUGGCCAUGAGGAGGGCGGGGCUCGUUCUGCCGGUGAUCGUGGCGGUGCAGCUGCUCUCGGCUGUGCUCGGCACGGCGCGGCCGUUGGCGGCCGACGGGUGGGCGUUCGCGGCCGGAAGUACCAGCGGCGGGCCGCUGCCGGACGGCGGCGUCUCCGUCAUCGAGGCGAUCCGGCAGCUGUACCUGCAGCAGCUAGGAGGGCCGGGGCCGUCGUGCGAGACGAACAGCCCCAACAACAGGUGCCCGCCGUAGGGCCGGGCCGGACGACACAUCCAGGCCGUGCGUUCGUCACGCGCGCGGCCGCGCUUGUGGCCGUUCCAUUCCGAGCUUUGCGUGGAGGAUCUGAUCUCCGUCGAUCGACGGGCGGACGGAUCAAAAGGAUGAGCAUGGCAUCGGCCGGGGAUCCAAUGGUUGGCCUCGCUCGCUGUUCAUCGCGAUGUGUUGGACCUCAAAGGUUUUUCCAUUGGUGAUCGAUGGUCGGACUUGUUAAUUGAUUUGUUAAUUUCUUGGUAAUUUUUGGCCACGUACGUAUGGUGGUGGGCGGCAAUUUGUACAGGCACAGCAUGUAUGUUUGAGUACAGAAACAGGAAUGUAUAAGUUCGGUUAGAUUUUUUUAAAUGAAUAACAUGAAAGGAUUUUGCUGGAUAACUAGAUUCAAUUUUGACAAAUUUUGGAAGCAACUUUUUUAGAGGAGGAUGCACAAGCGAAGAGAGUUAAACAAUUUUAUCCAGCCAUUUUUGUGUAUUUGGAAAAUAUCUUUUCUUUACAUGAUAUGUAUAUCGCCAGAUCAAAUUCUCAAUUGAAGAUCAUGUUCACUCC